AUGCCAUCCUCCAAGUCAUCCGUCGACAAGCGCGACGUCUACUACCGCAAGGGCAAGAGCGACGGUUAUCGCGCCCGGUCCGCCUACAAACUCCUGCACCUCGAUGAGGAGUUUGACCUCUUUCGCGGGGUUAGCACUGCCGUCGACCUGUGUGCUGCGCCUGGCUCAUGGUCGCAGGUUCUUGGGAAGCGUUUGAGUCCCGGAACGGCUGCAGGCGAAAACCGGGUCGUGAGCAUUGACCUUCAGCCCAUGGCCCCACUCUCUGGUAUCACGACCCUUCAAGCCGACAUUACCGUACCAAAUACCGUACCCCUUGUACUCGAUGCCCUCGGCGACCGCAAGGCUGACUUGGUCAUCUGCGAUGGUGCGCCGGAUGUCACAGGUGUCCACGACCUGGACGCAUAUCUUCACUCUCAACUCAUCCUCGCAGCCCUCACCUUAGCACUCACUCUCAUGGCUCCUCACGCCACGCUCAUUUUCAAGAUCUUCCUUUCGCCACUCGACCCCAAGGCAUCUGUCCUGCGUUCGCAGCUUCGCGCCUUCUUCCCUGGUCCUGAGGCUGGCGAAUGCGGCCCCGACGACGAGUGGGCAGAGUUCGAUGAUGUGGACGUGGAGGCGAUCGAAACCGGCAACGCCCUUUCUGCCGGAUCUGCCUCGUCGCCAGCAUCUGGGUUUGAUGCGUUCGGCCGGCACGGUGGCGUCUGGGUACGCAAACCCAGGAGCAGUCGUAAGGGAAGCGGAGAGGCCUUCAUUGUCUGCCGCAACUUUGACCCAAAGUCACUCCCUCUCCCCUCGACUUUUACACCCCAAGCUCUCGAAGAGCUUCGCGAGCUCGUUGGCAGCACUCUCACUCUCGAGUCGCUUGCAUCUCUGGGCUCGGACGCGACGGCCUCGAAAGCGGACGCGGCGUGGGCGAGCACCAAGGCGUUCGUAGGCGGUGGAGACCUCUGCUUCGGCCCACCCGAUCCGGCGCCUCGCCGCUCACUUAGCAACUUGGUCGACAAUCACCGCCGUGAUGCGUCUCUGGGCAGCAUCGGCAGCCUUGAAGACGCCCCGUCUCCCAUCUCGUCAUACACCAACCUUCCGCCCGCGCUCUCACCACCCUCGCCCACUCCCUCGCGCUCGCCUCCAGGAGACAACUUCCCUACCCGCAGACGCACGAGCUUGGAUUUGUCGUUGUCAAUGAACAUUCCACAGCCCCUGCCCUCGCCGCUCCCCGGCUUUGAGGGUUCUGUGCGCGAAUUUCGCGACUUGUCCAACUCGCCACACCCACUCAGCAGUGGAGGCUUCACGGCGGCUGGCCUCGGUCUGGGGACCCCUCAUUUUGCAUCGCCCGUACCGCCAAGCCCUUCAACCAGAGAUCUUGACAUCUUGGCGAGCACGCCAUUCAACGAUAGGGCGGUGAGCCCAGCGUUGUCAUCGAGCUCCAAGACCGACGCGUUCUUUGGCACAUCGAUAAGAGAGUCGCUCCCUGUACCACCUGUCCCGCUGGCGGAAAGUCCUACUGGACUUACUAGCGGCACCUCACAGUGGGCUACUGGGCUUGGCCGUGUACCGUCAAUCGGACGCGGCCUGCCAUCCACGCGCAGCAGAGUCGCGACCGGUCCACCUGGCUCCUCAACCGAAGUCUUCGCUUCCUCCCCGACUUCGCCGACUCUCAUCGCUCCAACGCCCCUUCGGUCCGUCACUGGUCCUGCACCCCCAGUACUUGCCCAGUCGCCCUCUCCCACCCGAGAGCUGUCGUCACACCUCUCCCCUCCCGCUGCUUCGCGCGAGCGGCCAACGGUCGCUCGAGUUUGGCGACAGUCGCACAUAACGCGCGAGGCGCACCACACGGAGCCUGGAUGCCGUCCAGUCCAGGUCGGCGAUGUCCUCGUGCCAGUGGAAGACGACGACACGUUCCCCAUCAAGAGCUCGAAGGAUCCAGGGACGUGGCGGAUUAUGCAGUCGCUGGGCUUCGGGGCCUUUGCAUCCGUCUGGUCUGCCCAGCCAGUGACACAAAGUGCCGCCAAGCUGGCACAGGAGGGCGUCACACCCGUCCCCAGCCCAGAUUCUGUUGGCGUCUGCGCUGUCAAGAUGGUAGACCGCAAAGCAUGUGCACGCAGCUCGCGUAACGCCAGCGCGUUCUACCGUGAGGUCGAAGUUCUGCGUCACCUCGUGCACCAGGGCGUCGUGGGCUACGUCGCGCAUUUCUCGACGGUGUCGCACCACUGCCUUGUACUCGAGAGACUGCAGGGCGGCGAGCUGUUCUCCCUUGUCGAGGUUGACGCGAACCGCGCCCGCAUGCUCCUCCCCGGACCAAACGACCCGGAUGGAUACGGCCUCGUCCGCCGUAUCUUUGGAGAGCUUUGCCGCGCCGUCUCGUGGCUGCACGAGGUCGAGGUCAUCCACCGCGAUAUCAAGUUAGAGAACAUCCUCUUCACCGUUAACCCGUUCUCGCUCCCUCCGACGUCGACGGGCUCCGUGCCACUCGAGGAGCUCUCUGUCCCGCUUGUCAAGUUGACCGACUUCGGCCUGGCGCGCUUUAUCCGCCCCAGCUCUCCCCUUCUGCACACUCGCUGCGGCAGCGAGGCGUACGCGGCGCCCGAGGUCGUCAUGGGCAAUGUCUAUGACGGACGCAAGACGGACGCAUGGGCCCUUGGUGUCGUACUGUACGCGCUUGUGGCCGGAGAGCUGCCCUUCGAGGAUGGCGCACCGCCUGCCCACGGACGCGGACGCGCGAGCAGCACGGCAAGCACGGCAUCAGCGCAGGGUGAGCGCGAUGAGCGAGAGAGCCGCCGGCGCACGAUGCACCGCAUCGCCAAGGGUGAAUACGGCUGGCGUGAAGGCGUCGGUACGCCUGCCGUCCGCUCCGUCGUUGCGCGCCUCCUCAAGCGCGACCCUGCACGCCGUCCGCGCGUCUCCCAGCUCUGGGAGGAGCCGUGGAUGACGGCCGAGCCGGGAGCUGUCCCGCCGCCUGCUGAGGCGUUGCGUCCCCGCCGUGGCCGCAGCAUGAACGGCGACCUCGAGGAGAUUGUGGACAACGGGCACGACGACUACGCGCCGGAUAUCCCACUCCGCGCUAGCGAUGCGCCCCAUGUUGUGGUCGCUCACGGCGUACUCGUCGACCACGAGCGUAUCGACGAGCUAGCGCACGCUGAGACGCCGCUGCUGUAG
Messenger RNA from Cutaneotrichosporon cavernicola, 3156 nucleotides. RefSeq lists its product as uncharacterized. Gene Ontology annotation, biological process: protein phosphorylation; cytoplasmic translation; tRNA methylation. Gene Ontology annotation, cellular component: cytoplasm. The transcript has 9 exons. Gene Ontology annotation, molecular function: ATP binding; protein kinase activity; tRNA methyltransferase activity. Bases 1 to 3156 code for a protein of 1051 amino acids. NCBI's taxonomy places the organism in Eukaryota, Fungi, Basidiomycota, Tremellomycetes, Trichosporonales, Trichosporonaceae. The record is from RefSeq and is a predicted model, not a curated record.